Henningerozyma blattae CBS 6284 is the source of this 2325-nucleotide messenger RNA. RefSeq names its product Nup85p (gene NUP85). The record is from RefSeq and is a predicted model, not a curated record. The coding region runs from base 1 to 2325 and encodes 774 amino acids. The transcript has a single exon. Lineage: Eukaryota; Fungi; Ascomycota; Saccharomycetes; Saccharomycetales; Saccharomycetaceae. Gene Ontology annotation, biological process: mRNA export from nucleus; protein import into nucleus; positive regulation of DNA-templated transcription. Gene Ontology annotation, cellular component: nuclear pore outer ring. Gene Ontology annotation, molecular function: structural constituent of nuclear pore.
AUGGCAGGCACUUAUCAUUCUACAGAUGACCUUCUUAUUGAAGUAGAUUGGAAUAACGUCAUAAAUGAUAGUGACGAAAAUGGUCAGCAAGAAACUAGUACCCAAAUAAAGCUCGACCCUAGUAGUGGAGCUCCAAUAAUUCCAUUAAGUGAAGAGUCUGAUGAUAUACCUAAAGAUUCCAUUGAGAUGAAAUUUAAAAUGAAUAACAUAAAUUCCAAUCAAGUCGUAUAUUUUAGCAAUGAGACUGUAAAAUGCUUAUACCCCGUUACUAUCGAUGAAGCGUCUAUUGAUAAUUCUGAGGGAUAUAUAGAAUAUGUUACGAAGAUCUUCGAAAUAUAUGAUAGCUUAGGAGAAGAUCGUAUUUUCAACAUCCCUAUGAUGGGUUUAAUUAAUAAAAUGAACAAUAGAAAUCAUGAUUAUAAUGUUAAUUUAAGUAUGGAAAUGAUGAUCAGCGAAUUAGAAAUAUUUAUUGAUAAAAUUAAGAAUGACUGUACUAAAAUAAAUAGAUUCUAUCAACUAGAAAAUUGUUUGAGCAUACUAAACUGUCUAAGAAUCAUGUAUUUUAUAAUGGAUGGAUCUGAGGAGGAUUCCGUUAUGAACGGGAAUGAUAUGUCCAAGAAUCAAAUAGAAAAUGAUAAGAAAAGGCAGAUAUUUAUUAAUGGCUUAAUUAAGUGGGUCAAUAGAUCAGAUGGUGAGCCUAAUGCUGACUUCAUUGAACAAGUAUUUGAUAGCACUGAACAAUUAGGGGAAGAGGAGCUACCAGAAAAUUCACCACAAGGAGCAAGAGAUUCACAUGUGUUUGAAACAGAAAUCUUCUGGAAAUUAAUAAACCAAUUAAUUAUAAGAGGUCUAUUUAGUCAAGCUAUAGGUUGUAUUGAUAGAAGUGGUCUAAAAGAAUAUCUAUUGGCCCAAUGUGAUGUAUCAUCUAAUGCUUUACUAGACAUUAUCUCUUUAUUGAAGGAGUAUCCAGCCGAUAGUUUAAGUACAUUCCGUGAGUGGAAAAAUUUAGCUCUAGAAUUACUACAAAAUUAUAGCAUGAAUGAUGACAUCAGUAUUAGUGGUGAUUUACGUGAUUCUAUUGAAGAUACUCUAUUAAUUAUCAGUGGUGAUAAGAAUUGCAUAUUAAAAUAUUCACAAUUCUGGUAUGAAAGUAUUUGUGGUUUUUAUUUAUUCUACAUUCCAUCAUUAGAAUUAAUUAAAACUGAAUAUUUAGCAUGGUCGAUAAAGAAAAAUACAAUCAAUGUAGUUAAUUCAUGGGAAGUUGCCAGUAAAGACUUAAUGCAGGGUAAAAUAUAUCCGAUCCUACCAAUACUAGAAAAAUAUGAUUUAGCAACAAGCUCAUUUACUUCUGGUUUAUGUCAAGCUAAAGGUCUUCUUGAGCCUGAAAUAGAAGAACAAUAUGGUAUUGUAAAUUAUAUGAUAAACUCAUUUGCAUUUGAAAUUUGUAGCAAAAUGAAUAAUAAGAAGCUAUGGCCAAUUGCCAUUGGUUUAAUCUGUAAUAACCCUAACAAUUCUAAUACUUACAAGAGAAUUACAAUAGGCGAAUUGAUUGCACAUUUCCCAUAUGAAACAAAUGAUGACCUUGAAUGGCUAUUAAGUAUAUGUGCCGAGUGGAAAUUAAUUGAUGUUGCAAAAAAAAUAUACAUGCAAUUAGGUAAUACUAUGAUGUAUGAGGGUAAUACAAUUGAAGCUAUGAAGAACUUUAGUAAAGGUGGCAAUAUUGAAAUGGUUAAACACUAUUCAUGGAUGCUAUUUGAAGCAUCAAUUUUACAAAGUAAGCCUUUAGAUGACAUUAUACUAAACACAAUUGUAUCUGAUGAUGCUUCAAAGAUAGACAGUGAUAUUCCCGAAGAAAUUUUAGAUAAAAUGGUUACUAAUACUAUGAGACAAACAUUAUCACCUUAUGGUGUACUAUUUAAAUUUUUCCAACUAAUUGAAGAAGAAAAAUUCUCGAGUGCAUUGGAAUUACUAUUAUUACUAAUUAACUUUCAGUAUCUUCCAAAGCAUUAUCUAGUUUUAAUUACAAGUAAAUUACUAUACCCAAUUUAUUUAAUGGAUGAUACUAAGAAGGUGAGUGAAGAAAGCAUCCUAAUCUUGAUCGAAGUGAUCGAAAAGGAAUGGGAUUGUAAGGAUGAAAAAUCUAUUAUCAUAUAUCAGCGUGUAAUUGCAGAAGAAUAUGAAAAAGAGAGUGAACACAUGAAUUUAGAUCAAGACGACAAACAGAAUCGCAAGGCAACUAAUUAUCCGGGUACUAUUGAAGAUUUUCUAAAACAAGUGCGUCGUCUCUUAAAUUUCAAAUUAUGCGAUGACUAUAUUAUAUUAUGA